Messenger RNA from Westerdykella ornata, 3193 nucleotides. Its product is annotated as vacuolar protein sorting-associated protein 11. The record is from RefSeq and is a predicted model, not a curated record. The transcript has 6 exons. Gene Ontology annotation, molecular function: protein binding; protein-macromolecule adaptor activity; metal ion binding. Gene Ontology annotation, cellular component: HOPS complex; endosome. Gene Ontology annotation, biological process: organelle fusion; intracellular protein transport; vesicle-mediated transport. Lineage: Eukaryota; Fungi; Ascomycota; Dothideomycetes; Pleosporales; Sporormiaceae. Bases 77 to 3001 code for a protein of 974 amino acids.
AGCCAUUCGACGACAGUGUUGUUGUGUGAGCGCACUAUUAUACUAAGUAUGGACUGGUGAGAGAGGGUUGGAAAGAAUGGCCGUCACUCCGUGGCAGUUCAAGUUCUUCGACGUCACCCCAGUCAAGCUCCCCGACGACGAGAGCUCCCUCCUGUCCGAGCCCGGUACCAUUACCUCCGUCGUUUCCGGUUCGGAAAGCAUCUUCUUGGGUAGCGCCGAUGGAGUCGUCCGCAUCCUUUCGCAGGCCUUCAAGGUCGUGCGCUCCUUCCGCGCGCACGACUCUGGCGCCAUCACGCAUAUGAAGCAGGUCCAGGGGACUGCACUGCUGGUCACUAUUGCCGAAGACCUGUCCAACGAGCCCGUGCUGAAAGUGUGGGCAUUGGAUAAGCUGGAGAAGAAGACGGGAAUGCCGCGGUGUCAGAGCACCCUGACGAUCCACAAUGGGCGUAAACAGUUUCCGAUAUCCGCCUUCGCUGCGUUGGAAGACUUAUCGCAGCUGGCUGUUGGCUUUGCGAAUGGCUCAGUCACGGUGGUCAGGGGCGAUUUGAUUCACGACCGCGGAGCACGUCAGAGGACCGUCUUCGAAUCCGAGGAGCCGAUAACGGGCAUUGAGUUCCGAGAGGGAAACACCACCACUUUGUAUAUAGCGACUACUGCCCGCAUCAUGACGCUUGUUAUAUCAGGCCGCGGCCAGGGCCAGCCCGCCAAAGCUCUGGAUGAGCAUGGUUGCGGAGUAGGUUGCAUGGCUGUGGAUAAGGCGACGAGCGACGUGGUCGUUGCACGGAACGAUGCCAUUUACUACUACAGCCAUCAUGGCCGUGGCCCACCGUACUCCUAUGAGGGGGAAAAGCAGAUGAUAACCAUCUUCAAGGACUACGUCGCUAUAGUGUCCCCUCCAAAGUCAAAUGCCCUACCUGGCGAGACCGCCCUUAGGACCUUCGGCGUGGGUGCUGACUCUGACGUGUUCAACACCUCGACUUUCACUCUCCUUAACACCGAGCUGAGGUUUGUGGCGCAUCAGGAGCAGUUGGCCUCGCAAGUCAAAGCCAUCGUGUCUGAAUGGGGCGACCUCUUUGUUCUGACUAUGGACGGAAAGAUCUUCCGGUACCAUGAGAAGCCCUUCUCUCAAAAGCUUGAGAUAUUGUACCAACGGAAUCUCUAUGUUCUCGCGAUAAAUCUGGCUCAGAAAGCUGGACUUGAUGCGUCCCAACAAAAUGUCAUUCUGCGGAAAUUUGGAGACUACUUAUAUCAGAAGCAGGAUUACGAUACCGCGAUGCAACAGUACCUCAAAGCGAUAGACAACACUGAGCCUUCACAAGUGAUACGCAAGUUCCUCGACACUCAACGGAUUCACAACCUGAUCGAGUAUCUGGAGGAACUCCAUGACCAUCACAAGGCGACGUCCGAUCAUACAACACUUCUGCUGAACUGCUACGCCAAGCUGAAAGAUGUCGACAAGCUAGAGGAGUUCAUCAAGUCGCCCGGAGAUUUGAAAUUCGAUCUAGAUACAGCCAUAUCGAUGUGCCGGCAGGGCGGGUACUAUGAUCAGGCGGCAUUUCUGGCGCGGAAGCACGGCGAGCACGAGUUGGUUGUGGAUAUCUUGAUUGAAGACUCCAAACGGUAUGCCGAAGCACUUGCGUACAUUUGGCGUCUUGAGCCUGAAGAGGCGUACCGCAACCUUAUGAACUAUGCCACUGUACUCUUGCAGGAGUGUCCAAAAGACACCACCCAAAUUUUCAUCGAUUACUACACCGGCGCAUUUUGUCCAAAGAAAGACGCCAUAGUCAUCCCAAACGCCCCUGCACCGUCGGGCUUGGGAAUUGGAAGCGCCGCGUCAAGUGCGGUGCAAAAUCUGGCAGCGCUGCUUCCACUGCCGUACGUGAACACCAACUCGGUGACAUCCCCACCUUCUGUCAGUGGCCACAAAUCAGCAAUGAGUCAGGCCCAGAUUGUGGAGACAAACGUCGAUGAGCCAGCGCCCGAGUAUCAAAUCCCCAAACCCCGAACAGCGUUUUCGGCUUUUGUGGACCGUCCACAGGAAUUCAUUGUCUUUCUAGAAGCAUGCAUCAAGUCGGAAAACCUCCGUGAGGAUGACAAGGUCGAUCUCUACACGACCCUUUUCGAAAUAUAUCUCCAGACCGGUUCGACAAAAAAAGACGGUGAGAGGCAGGCGUGGGAAGAUAAAGCCAAAAAUCUCGUCCAAGGGAAGAACAUCCCAAUUGACACGUCCAAUGUCCUCCUACUUUCACAUUUGUCCAAUUUCCGGGACGGCACGAUUCUGGUGCGGGAACAGCAGGGCCUCCACUUUGAUAUCUUCCGCUCUUACACGGCGGCCGGAGAUACCCAAGGUGCUAUCCGAGCCCUCCGCAAGUACGGCCCCGUAGAACCAGCGCUCUAUCCAGCGGGUCUCGCUUACUUCACGUCGAGCCCGGAGAUCCUCGCUGAAGCUGGGGAUGAGCUACACCACGUACUCAAGAAGAUUGACGAAGACGGGCUCAUGGCGCCCCUUCAGGUCAUCCAGACGCUUAGUGCCAACGGUGUCGCCACAAUGGGCAUGAUCAAGCAGUACCUCGCUGCGACUAUCGAUCGCGAGCGCCAGGAGAUUGCGACGAAUCGCCGCACCAUCGAGACCUUCCGCGCAGACACGGAGGCAAAGAAAGCGGAGCUCGCGAACCUGGCGAGUAAACCCGUCGUCUUUCAAGCUGCGCGCUGCCGUAUUUGCAGUUCCCCGCUCGAGCUUCCCGCUGUACAUUUCUUGUGCAAGCACUCAUUCCAUCAGCGGUGUUUGAGUAAUGGCGAGGAUGUUGCGGACGAGAGCGUCGAGUGUCCUGUUUGCGCGCCGCAAAAUCAGACGGUGAGGGCGAUCCGAAGGGCGCAGGUGGAGAGCGCGGAGAGGCAUGACAUGUUUAUGGAUGCGCUGAAGAGGGCCAAAGAUGGGUUUGCAGUGGUGAGUGAGUGGUUUGGAAGAGGGGUCAUGGGAAUACAGGGAAGGGAAGAAUAGUUAAUCAUAAUGCGCCCAAUGUGGGAGUAUGCCAUGUUGGGGAAUUCACUAUUGGCCUCCAGAGCUCAAGUUGAUGGGUUCAUAUUGGAACCAGGGCUGCUGCGAACUGAGUCCAUUGAUAUUGGUCAGUAGAUAUGGAUCACUACAAAUCAUGGCUCAGUAUGUACCGACUAAGGAUAAUGUAAACUGCUG